AUGAGUGUACUUCAGGGUAACCUGGAUAGGAUCAGGACGGCGCAUCACAUUCUAGCCUUGCUCUGCUCUGAGAAAAAAGCAGAUAUUGUUAUUAAUCAGCGAACAGUACCAGGAAAGAGCAGGAGUAGGAUAGUACGCAGACGAAUUGGGCACCGCGGCCAUCUGGAUCCCAGAUCCUCGACCAAUACAUGUGUCGGACCAAGGAUCCGGACGCGGUUACGUUUGGAUCAAACUGGAGGAUCUGGAAGACGCGCUGCGGGAAAUGUAAGGGGAUCUCAUUGUGGCUGGAGACCUCAAUGUCAAAGCUCUCGAAUGGGGGAGGCUAGGCCGGACCUCAGAGGAAGAAGAAUCAUGGAGGUGGCAUCGAGACUGGAGCAAUCAGUACUCAACACAGGUUCGACGUCAACCCUCCGCAGGCCUGGCUAUAGAGAUACGAUCACGGAUGUCUCUCUAGCCAACGAAUACCUUGUGGCAAAGGUCGCAGGCUGGCAGGUGAUCGAGGAUUAUACCGGGAGCGAUCAUCAGUACAUCCUAUUCGAUGUACAUGAUAGGAGGCCAGCCGUGACAAGUGUAAAGCGACCUCCCCGGUGGAACAUUGUAAGAAUGGAUCAAGAGAGGCUGUCUUUGGUCAUAGAGGAAGGAUGGAGAUCUCAACAAAGUACUUCCGCGAGUCUACCGCCACCUGUACAAGCCAGGUUGAUUAGCGCAGCAGGCAUGCAGCUCAUCCAAAAGGCUAGCUCGAUAGCUGUGCCAAAGAAUGGCACGAAACGGCAGAGAUGCCCUUUAUAUUGGUGGACGAACGAGAUCGCAGAUCUUCGUAAGAAGGGCUUAAAGCUACGCCGUUUAGCACAACGAACGAAGAGACGCGACCACGACGCUGCUUCUUUGGCCGUAGACUAUCAAGCGGCCAAGAAAACACUGAAGAGGUCCAUCAAGGCCAGUCAACGACGAUGCUGGACGAAGCUGUGCAUCGAUGACGACCAGAAUCCGUGGGGAUUAGGGUACCUCAUCGUCACUCGCAAUCUGUGGACUAACACGCAAGGGAUCCCUCAGGACGCGAGGACGUUGUAUCACAUCGUGCAUACUCUAUUCCCGCCACAGCUGAAGAGCUUUCCCGCUCCAUGGAAGAAAGCGAGUAUUGUGCUCAUUAGCAAGGGAAAGGAUCCAGUAGAAGCAGCUUCAUCAUACAGGCCUAUUUGUAUGCUCGAUACGGCUGGAAAACUCCUGGAGAAGCUGAUAAGGCCAAGGCUGCGUGCAGCCGUGAAGGCAGCGAGGGAUAUUGCCGGCCGCCAGUACGGAUUUCGAUCCGGCCUCUCCACCAUCUACGCUGUCCAGGAGGUGGUCACGGCCGCGAAAAUGAUGGAGCGAGGCAAUCAUCGAACACAAUCUUUGUGUCUGCUGGCCACCUUAGACGUGAUAAAUGCCUUCAACUCCGUCAGGUGGGACCUGGCAAGGGAAGCGCUGGAACGUAAGUUCGGUGUUCCGAAGUACCUAUUCCGAAUUAUUGACAACUAUCUAAACGAGCGCUUCCUAGUAUACAACAAGAGUGAUGGUCCAAGAAGUUUGGAAUUAACAUCUGGGGCAUUCCGAGGCUCCAUACUCGAACAAUAA
Molecule: messenger RNA, 1611 nt
Organism: Vespa mandarinia (Asian giant hornet)
Lineage: Eukaryota; Metazoa; Arthropoda; Insecta; Hymenoptera; Vespidae
Source: RefSeq, a predicted model, not a curated record